This is a messenger RNA of Cyprinodon tularosa, 3545 nucleotides long. Its product is annotated as pleckstrin homology domain-containing family G member 4B-like. Gene Ontology annotation, molecular function: guanyl-nucleotide exchange factor activity. The record is from RefSeq and is a predicted model, not a curated record. The coding region runs from base 288 to 3509 and encodes 1073 amino acids. Lineage: Eukaryota; Metazoa; Chordata; Actinopteri; Cyprinodontiformes; Cyprinodontidae. The transcript is spliced from 19 exons.
UUGUGGAGCAGCUUGGCACCAAAAGGAUCGACGAUCUUGAAACAAAGAACCUGCCCCAGAGGAAUCCGUCAUCCUUGGCAGAAACAAACCAGACUUCUCAGCAAGUGUCUGUUCUUACCAGACCAGACCACCUCCCUCUGGGCUCACCGGACCCCAGAGCCCAUCCUGUUUAUUUAGGGCUAGCCUUUCUCACAGGCUGCAGAGACAGGGCAGGCAGAGCAAUUAUUGAACUCUAUGGUCACCAUCCCGGGUGGGAGUCAACAGUAACGAGCCACGAGAUCUUCCAGAUGCUGCUCUACUUCUAUUCCAUCACCAGGGAGGAGGUCAGAGAAGCCGGGAUGAGAUUGAUAUUUGAUGCAAGAAGGAAGAAUCCUCAACCUCAGUUCUACAAGGCUUUGAUGGCUCUUCAUGAGUGGUCACCCCGUGCCGUGAAUUCUUUGGUUCUGCUGGUGGACAAAGAGAGCAACUUUCAGCCAGAGAGAUGUCCUGGAAUCCAGACGGAUUCAGUAACAUCAAUGAAAGGAUUGGUCAAGCUGGCGGAGACCAAUCAGCUGAGCUCUGCUCUGGAUGGCACAGCUCAUGGCUACUGUGACUGGUUUGAGCUGCACCAGAGACUUUUCCCGUUUGUUAACAAUCUCCAUGAAGCUGCUAGCUUACUACUGAGAGCCAUCAGAAAGUUAGAAGAGCUGCAGAUGACAGAGACUGUGCAGGCUGUGCAGCAAUGCAUGAUGGACCAGAGGACUCUGAUGAGGGACGUCUUGGAGGACAGUCGGUUGGUCAGCCUGCAGAGGGAGGGCGGGGCCAUCCUGGCUAGGCUGCGGAAGGAGAGUGACUUGAAGUACCCUCACUGUGAGGACCUCAGUGAUGCAGUUGACUCAGUAACCAGUCUGUACAACUAUGUGGAGGAGCAGGCUCACAUCCUUGUGCAGAGGACGAAUGCAUCAUUGGAACACCUGGAAUACCUGCUGCAGCUCAGGGAAAUGGAGGGACACUUCAAGCAGAUUCAGCAGUGGUUUAGUGUGGAGGGAGAGCGCCACCUGCUGGAGGCCAAAUCCGUUGAGGAAUCUGGAGACAGAAUGGAGCAGAUCCUCAACAGCUUCACUGGUUUCCUGAUUGAAGCUAAUGACCGCAGACACCACGCCAUGUCCUUAGUGUCAGAGGCAGACAAACUCCAGCAGAGGGGACUCUCCUACCCAGAGACAGAGGCCUUCAGGAUUCUAAUCAGCACCUUUAAAUCAGACUUGGAGGAUUUCUUGUGCAGGGCGGAAGCAUGUGGCAGAGAGCUCCAGACUAUGGUCAACCUGUGUGAUUUUUGUGAGCAGGCUGUGGAGCUAGCUGAUGAAUGCACUGGUUAUCUGAACCUUACUAAAGUCAGAAAUCAGACAAUACAAGCACCAGAAAGUACCCCAUCGAUCAGUCAAAUAAAUACCCAACUGCUACAGAACCACAGCAAAGACCCCUGCCUGAACUCCACACCUCUCAGCCCAUCAGAUCUCCAGGCUUCUCCUGACAGACUUAUUCUACAGUCUUUUAAAGAAAGGUUCCUACACUUCAGCCCAGAGAAAUUCCAAGAAGUGAAGGUCCAGGCCAGCUCCUUGCAGGGCUCCCGAGGGAUGCAUGUUUGGAAUGCUGCCUGGCUGAGAUGUUAUGAGGCUCAGCAGCAGCUUCAGGAGAGGAUGCUGGAGCAGGAGGACGUUUGCCACCAUUGUGCAGAUCCCAACAGCAGCUGUGAGGGUCAUUUUGUAGAUGUAGUGAGCACCAAUGUUCAGACAGCAUCUCCUGGGGGACAGAGGUUGGUGGUGCAGUCUACCACUGUACCUCAGCAUCCUCACAGAGAGGGGAUGUCAUCAGGUUCAGUGGAUUUGGGUAAAAUCAUCAAACCACAAGAUAACAUUGAUGCAGCAGGAACAAACUUAGAGUCAAAGACCUCCCAGCAGUCACCUCACAGGUCAGUCAGGAAAACAGUAAAGGAGGCAAGGAAGAGACAGACAAGCAGAGCCAGAAGUGAAAGGGAUGCUGCUGCUUUAUCCCAGUCACAUCCUGUCGGCUGCCAGUGGUUUCCAUGGAGACGGGGACUUGGAGGGAGGUCAGUGAGCCAGGACUCACACUCCACCCGAGCCUCAACAGCUGACUUCACCCCGGGGGAAAAGGGGGCUGGACCACCGUCAGGUUGCUCCCACCACGGUCAGCCGUCCUGCCGAAUCUUGCAGGAGGCCCAGAAGUUCCAGAUCUCCCGCCACGGGAGCUUCUGCUCAGAAAACUCUUGUGUGAGCGACCGUGGGGCUGCAGGGGAUAACGGAGCAGACGGCUGUAAACACUCCAGCCUCCCCCCUGAGGGAUAUGGGAGGGCCAUUUCUUUACCAGGUCCACAGGAGAACGCCAGCAGCUCUCUGAGGCUGCAGCAUGUGAUGGAGGAGCUCGUGUUUACAGAGAGGGAGUAUGUUCGCUCCCUGGGUUACAUUCUCACUCACUACCUCCCCCUAAUGGACAGGUUGGACAUUCCUCAGGAUCUCCGAGGCAAACGAGGAGUUAUCUUUGGCAACCUGGAGAAGAUUUAUGACUUCCACAGCCACUAUUUCCUCCCAGAGCUGGAGGCCUGCGAGAGGCAGCCUGCCAUGGUAGCCCGCUGCUUUCUCAGACAUAGUGAGAGUUUUGGGCUGUAUGCAUUGUACAGCAAGAACAAACCUCUGUCAGAUGCUCUUAUUCUUUAUCGUCGCCAUGACAUCUUCAAGAAAAAGCAGCAGGAACUUGGGGACUUGAUGGACCUUUCUUCAUACCUGCUCAGGCCGAUCCAAAGGAUCAGCAAGUACAGUCUCCUGCUGCAAGACAUGCUGGCCUUGGUCGCAUCAUGCAGAACAAAACAGCAGGACGCUGCUGCAAGUACACAGCAUGUGUGUGGCGUGGCUGCACCGGAUCUGACAAGGAUUGAGAGAGACAGAGAGAAGGCCGACAUCCAGGCUGCUGCAGACUUAAUUCAGUUCCAGAUGCGUCACGGCAACGAUUUACUCACCAUGGACGCCAUACAGGACUGUGAUGUUAACUUGAAAGAGCAGGGGCAGCUGAUCCGCCAAGAUGAAUUCACAGUUUUCUUUCGGAAGAAAAAAUGCACCCGUCGAGUCUUCCUCUUUGAACAUUUGAUUCUGUUCAGCAAGCCCAAGAGAACAGAUAUUGGAAAUGAUGUUUAUGUCUACAAGCAGUCAUUUAAGACAAACGAUAUAGGAAUGACCCACAACUCUGGCAUGAGCAGUCUGUGCUUUGAGAUCUGGUUCCGCAGGAGGAAAAAUGAGGACACCUACACUCUGAAGGCCUCAAGCAUUGAAGUGAAGAAAGCCUGGACCACUGAUCUGGAGAGGAUACUGUGGAACCAGGCUGCUCAAAGUAGAGAGCUGCGUUUACAAGAGAGGGUGUUUAUGGGAGCAGGUCGCGGUGCUUUUAUGGAUAUUCAACCCAGCGAUGGAGCUAUAUGUGAUCGAGCCGUUGGCUGCGUCCCGCCAGGGAGAAGGGCUUAGAUUAUCCCCGACCUCAGUCCAUUGGCUCCGGCAGCA